UCCUCCCUUCCAGAUCAAGACCACAGUGUUUGGAGUGAGGAAUCUUUAAUACAAUGAAUUAUGUCCAUACCAUCAUCAUGAUGGUUUAUCUUGUUUCUCUGUCAGUUUCUUCCUCAUCAGGAUGGUCAGAAGAGUGCAAUCUACCAAAAGAUGAAGGAGAAAUGGGAGUUAUGCUUGGAUAUCGACUCUACUAUAAUCGAACAACAGACCGAUGUCAUCCAUUCGUGUACAAGGGUGCAGGGGGAAAUGAGAACCGCUUUCUAACUGAUAUGGAAUGUAUGAGGCACUGUUCUACCUUAGGAGAAAAGCUCUACCCUGAUGAUGAAAGAGUUUGCCUGAUAGAAAAGGAUCCAGGACACUGCAAAGCAUCCUAUACAAUGUGGUACUUUGAUUCCCUGGAGAAGAAAUGCCUCAAGUUCAUAUAUGGAGGGUGUGUAGGAAAUGGAAACAGAUUCCUCACCAGAAGGGAGUGUUAUCAGAGAUGUGCUCCAGAAUCAGCUGACAAUGGCCUGUUCUGGGAUGAGGAUGAAGAAAUUAACAUUGGACUUAUAGUGGGAAUCAUCGUGGGAUGUGUGUCAAUCAUUGUUUUACUUGUAACGCUGACCUUGGUCUUCUUGAAGAAAAAGCAGAAAAAGGAGAAGAGGCAUGGAAAAGGAAAAGAAACUCAACAAUUGAAUGUUGAAUUGACCUGAAACAACCAAUUUUUAUUCAGGCUAACAUAUGUGAAUAUACAGCUUUUUCUGAUUUUUAUAAAUGAGUACCAGAUUUUGCUACAGAAAAUAUUUUUGUAUAUUGUGUUUACUAAAAUCCUUGCUGAUCACUCAAAAUAACUGGACACAGUUAAUAUACAUUAUAUGUUGUUUUUAAAAACAAUUUUUCCUAUCUUUUCCUUUGAAAUGAACAUGGAGGUUCAGUUUUCAUCAAUCUUUUAUAUAGUUUAGAACUGCUGGAGUUGGAGUCAGAUCUGGGUCAGAAGUCCCAGCCUUACCACUUCAAGUCAAAACAUUUGCUAAUGUUUUGUAUCAAAACAUUUAUUUUAAAAAGCAUUUAUUAAAUACCUACUUGUACAUAGGUCACUAGGUGACCUAGGAUGCAUUAGGUGCUGAAGAAACAAAGCCAAAAAUGAAAAAGAUACAACAUUAUCCACCAGUAGUUCUCAAGCUUUCUUUUGUUCAUAACACAGUAUCAAUUAAUCAACAAACAUUUAUUAAGUACCUACCAUGUGCCAGAUACUAUACUAAGUACUGAGGCAACAAAAAUGCAAAAAACGGUCCUUAUCCUCAAGAAUCUUACAGUGUAAUGAAGACGACAACGUGCAAAUAAAUAUAUAAAAAGCAAGGUAUGUAUAAAAUAAAUAGGAAAUUAUUAGCAGAGGGAAGGCAUUAGAAUUAAGAGGGCCUAGGGAAGAAGCCCAGGAAGGCUUCAUGUAGAAUAUGGAUUUCAACUAGGACUUAACGAAAGCCAGGAAAGUCUUCAGUUAAUGCCCAGGAGGGAAAGCAUCCCAGAUACAGAAGAUGGCCAGAGGAAAUGCUUCAAUCUGAGAGCUGGAGUAUCAAAAUCACAUCACAUGAUGGGACAAUUGGGAGGUUCUUCACAUUUAACAAUACCACGCAAUUCAAAGUCCACUUAGCUAGUUAUGGCACGAGAUUUGGCCUUCACAUCCACAUCUUCUGAUGACCACUAAGAUACCAGAUAAGUAGACAUAAGGCAUUUAAGGAGGGAAAGAAAACUGGCAACUAUGAAGCUUGAGGGAAGAUAAGCGUUCUGAUAGGAACUGAAGGAGGACAUGAUAGGUUUGUGAGAUGAUACCUGAAAGUAGAAGACUUUGACCAAGGCAGCCAGUGGCACCAUGGAGAGAACUCUGAGCCUCGAGUCAGGAAGACUUGAGUUCAAAUGGGACCCCAAAUAUUUAUUAGCUGUAGGACCCUAACAAGUUACUUAACCUGUCUGCCUCAGUUUCCUCAAAUAUAAAAUGAGGGUAAUAUCCCCAGAAUUGUUAUGAAGAUCAAAUGAGGUAAUAUUUGUAAAACUCAUUAGCACAGUAUGUUGCACAUAGUAGGAACUAUAAAAAUAUUAUGAUAAUGAUGAAAGAAUAUUGUUUCUGAAAAUUUUUCAUUUGAGAUUUAAGAAAUAAUAAAAAAGAUUUAAGAAAUAAAAAUUUCAUUUAAGAUAAAAAUAGACAUAGAUAACAAAUAUUUAAAAAGACAGGCCUUGAGUUAAUUGCCAAAUAAACAGUAUAGAUACUAAGUGUUAUAGAAGUUCUUAGGAAAGAUAGAUUAUAUCAGGCUUCAGGGCAUAAAACCUUUGACUUUCAGAAAGGCUAUUCACAAAAUGUGGAAUUUGAGCUGGGUUUUCAAAAGGAUUCCAGUGUAGCAGGCAGGAAUUAUACUUCAUAGAUCAUAUAUAUGAGAAUAGGACAGGAGAGAGUAUCCUCUAGGAUAGGAAUUACCAAACCAACUUCUAAGGACAUGUGUGACUCAGUGCUAAAGGGUUUAUUAUUUGCCAUAAUAAAUCAAUCCCUUUAUUGGCCACUGAAAAGGAAAAGCAAUUGAUUCAAACUUUAAAAAGGCCUAUCUCCUAUCUAUUCUCUGUCCUCCCAUCUCUUCCUAUUAGCAAGUUAGAACUCUUUAAAGCCUCUUCCUGGUGGCAGAAAUGGCCAAUUGCAGUAAUAGAACAAAUCUCCUUUUGUGCUAGGUUAGGGGUAUUUGAGAAUGGAAUCCAGAGCCCUCACUGCUUCUGCUUUGAGUUUCUUUCCUGAGCAUAGGUGUCUAACUUGUGAGCCUAAAAAAUGGAAGACCAUUUGGUCUUCCAAGAAACCUUUUAAGUUUAAGAGGCUGAAAGCUGCUGGGUCUUUAGUGGGUGAUAGCUCAAAAAGAGCCCCAGCCCCUACAGGAAUGCUUCAGAAAAAGCUAAUACCCUACAGGAGCAUAUACCUCCUGAUUAUUUACAUCUUUUCUCCCUCCCUUAUAAUGUAUGAUUCUUGAAGGCCUUUCUUUAUAUCCCCAGAGCUUAGCAUUAAAGAGUUAAUAAAUGUAUGAGUGUCUCUUAGGACCUAUGUAAUAGGGAUGCUCUAGUCUCAUUCUCUCGAGGUCAGGCUGCAUCAUCUACCAAUCCAGAUUCUAGAGGACACAGAGGGCUUGCUGUAUCUCUUUUCUAUAUAGUGGCUCAAAUUCUCACAGGCUCUUCUCUUCAUUUUUUGUGGUUACUAACCACUUCCAUUUCAUUAUUUAAUAUGAUUGGCUUUUACAAAGUAACAUUUAUUUUAAGAUACAGCAAAAACAAAUUAUAAACAUUUUCACUAACACUCAGGGUACACAAUUCUCUCUCUAACACCACAGUCUCUAAGAAAAUAACCCUAACAAAAUUAAGCUCAGUUUCUAUACAGCAUCGAUCCUACUAAGUUCAUGUCUAGAUAUAGUCAGUAUGACUGCAAGAUGAAUCUGUAGUUUGGCUAUUCCUGAGCUAGAGUCUCAAAGGACAUUCCCAAGGGUUGCUUCUUACUCCUUGGGGAACUGAUGCUGUGUUGACUACAAAAUUUAAGUCUGGAAAGAUAUAUUCACAAAGUUGUGGACUCAGCUCUUUUUACUGCUGGCCAAGGUCAAUCAAGGGCACUGAGGCAAAGAUGACAUAGCUAAAACUAAGAAGCCUUUUGGCUUUACAACCAACCAUAGAAUUUCCUCUUGAUUCUAGAAGCAUUUACAGGAUGCCUAUAAAUUUCUAGGCUUUCCAAGGUAUUUCUUGUAUAUGUCAUUAAAAUUCUCAAGGGGCAAUAAAGAGAUACAUGGAACUUGAGAGUGGGGAGCAGCGUACUACCUAUGAGAAUUUGUGUCAUUACAAAAUGUCAUUAUCAUUAGAAAGAAGAGAAUAUGACUGGAAAAGAAGAUGAACUGAGUAUUGUGCUAUCAUAAUAAUCAACCUUGACCCCAGAUUUGAGAAAACACCUCUCCCUCCUUUUGUUGGAGAUAUUGGACUAUGUAUAUGAAAUGUUAUACCCAUUGUUGAGUGUAAUCAUUGUAUAGGCUGCUUUUGCUUUUUAUUUUUUGUGAUAUAUGUAUUUUUUAAGUCAAUAUUUUUAAUUCCUUGGGAAAGGUCAUAGGGUAGAAGGAACAUAAUCUGAUAACCUAGGUUUGACAGGCUAUCUGGUGCAGUGAUUGCCACACUGAAUAAGGAGUUUAGAACACCUACAGUCAAAUCCUUUCUGUGAUAUUUCCUAGCUUUGUGACCCUAUGAAAGUCAUGAAAUUUCUUGAGGCCCCAGUUUCUUCUUCUUGCCAAAAUCAUUCAAGGACAUUGAGGCAAAGAUGACAUGGCUUUAUCUUCAAUACUUAAAGAUUUAGCAGACCUUAAAUAAAUACGAUUCUAUAGCAGCUCUCUUGCUUUAAAGGCCUACUCUCUAUCUGUCACACCCUCAUUUAGCUCCCCGUUUUGAUAAUCUAUCCUUUGAGAAUCUGUCAUAAUUUCACAGGUCUUCAUUCUCCUUUGUUCAUUGGUGGAGAUCUUUCUUUCCCUGACUCACUCUGUUUUUUAACACAAUUGGUCCUACUUCUCAAUUCCUAAGUCAAGCAAAUUUUUCCUGAAAAAUUCCUCCUUGGAGAUCUAUCCCUGGCUAUCUGCUGGAAUGUACUACACAAUGCAUGAGAGCCAGUGUGGUACCAUAGAAAAAGUACAUUUGGAGCCAGAGGACCCAGGCUUAAAUUUGAGUUCUGAUACUUAUUUAUGUGUGAUUUUGGAUAAGUUAUCUUUGUUCUCUGACCUCAGAGUUUGGGUUAGACUACAUGAUAUUUAAAGUACCAUCUUGUCCCAGCUAAUAUGAAAGAUCCUAUACCAUUAUAACUGAUAGGGCUUUUUCCUUCUAGGUCUGGCCUUCCAAGAGUUCCACUCUUCUGCAUUUAAAGAGAUAAUUGUUCUUUGCACAAAGUAAUGAUGGUUGCUUUAUUUUAAUAAAGCAGAUUGAUUAAGCCAAAAUCCUCACAUCCCAGAUGUUAGCUAUACUAGAUAUGCUUCUUCUAGGCACUAGCACAUGAAAUGUGAAACUAUAUUCUAAGAAUCAGAAACAGUCUCAUUAGCUCACUUAAGCCUGGUCUAGAUUGAAUUUAUGGUUCAGCGAAGUGGCAGAGUGGAUAGAAUGACAGCCUAGAGUCAGAAAAGCUUAUCUUCCUUAGUUUAAAAUUUGAUAUCAGAUACUUAUUAGCUGUGUGAACUUAGGCAAGUCACUUAACUCUGCCCAAGUUUCUUUAUCUUUAAAAUAAAUUAAAGGAAAGAUGGACACUCAUGAAUAUAAUCUCUGCUAUUAUUACACAUGCUUUCUUGAACUGGAAAUUUAUUGUUAUGGAUUUUUGAAUCCUCCCUGAUGUUUUGCUGGAUACAUGACAAUAUUUUGAUUUGUUUUUAUUUUCUUGUUCUGCCUUUCUUUUUCUAUUCUGUUUUUUUCUUAUUUUGUAUUCAGUUCAAUUUUUAAAAAAAAAGUUUAUAAAAAUAAUUUGGGGAAAAAACCAAAAUAAAAUAACCUAGAGAAAAUGGCAAAAUACUCCAGCAUCUCUGUCAGGAAAACCCUAAAUGAGUUCACAAAGAGUCAGGCAUGAUUGAAUUAACCGAAUGACAACAAAGAUAGAAUUUAUAGAUUUAGUCGGGACUAGUUUUUUUUUUUUUUUUUAACUGAAAUUUCUAUCAAACUUUCUAUGAGACAUAAGGAAGGCAAUGUGGUAUAAUGGCAAGAAAAUUGGACUGUGAAUAAGGAGGCUUGGAGUCUAGUCUUUGCUUGACUUUAUGACUCUGGGCAAAUCAAUUCACUUCUCUGGAGAUAUCAGAAUUCUCAGAAGGUUCUUUCUUUUAAUUUAAUCAAGCAACAAGCUAAGUGUUGAGAAAAGUCUAUGAAAGCCUAUCUUUUGUCUAAUCUUCAAAUUCUGUUAACUACUUAUCUGAAUCACUAAUUAUUGGCAACUACCUAGGGGGAAGGUGGGCCCUUAGUUAAUCAGAAUGCAACUUGUUAGGAAAGACAGGUUUACACUAUCCAAAUUCACACAAAAUUAAUUUGAAUAAUAAGUUCAAUUUGAUAACCUAUAAUAAAAACCAUACUUGUCGAGCAAACUAAA
This is a messenger RNA of Antechinus flavipes (yellow-footed antechinus), 6091 nucleotides long. Its product is annotated as inter-alpha-trypsin inhibitor-like. Gene Ontology annotation, molecular function: serine-type endopeptidase inhibitor activity. Bases 54 to 692 code for a protein of 212 amino acids. Lineage: Eukaryota; Metazoa; Chordata; Mammalia; Dasyuromorphia; Dasyuridae. The transcript has 6 exons. The record is from RefSeq and is a predicted model, not a curated record.